Messenger RNA from Lactuca virosa, 861 nucleotides. NCBI's taxonomy places the organism in Eukaryota, Viridiplantae, Streptophyta, Magnoliopsida, Asterales, Asteraceae. The record is from the annotation of a GenBank genome assembly.
AUGCCUGAGCUUUUAAGGUAUGCUAAAUUAGCUAUAGAGAAAGGACUUGCACAGGGUCGUGAUGGAUCUUAUAUAAAAGAACUUUUUGACUAUAUAGUUCCAGCUUUAGUUGAAGCUUUACAUAAGGAGCCUGAUACAGAAACUUGUGCAAAUAUGUUGGAUGCUUUGAAUGAAUGUCUAGAGAUUUAUGGACAAGUUUUAGAUGAAAAUCAAGUGAGAAGCAUUGUUGAUGAAAUAAAACAGGUGAUUACAGCAAGUUCAAGCAGAAAAAAAGAAAGAGCUGAAAGGACAAAUGCUGAAGAUUUUGAUGCAGAAGGAGAGCUUCUUAAAGAACAAAAUGAGCAAGAAGAAGAAGUCUUUGACCAAGUUGGUGAAAUUUUGGGAACUUUGGUGAAAACAUUUAAAGCUUCCUUUUUACCUUUCUUUGAUGAGUUAUCAUCUUAUAUAAUGCCCAUGUGGGGCAAGGAUAAGACAACAGAAGAGAGACAAAUUGCUAUUUGCAUCUUUGAUGACAUGGCAGAGCAGUGUCGCGAAGCUGCUUUAAAAUAUUAUGAUACAUAUAUCCCUUUCCUUCUUGACGCAUGCAAUGAUGAGAAUCCAGAUAUCCGACAGGCAGCUGUAUAUGGACUUGGCGUGUGUGCAGAACAUGGUGGCUCUGUAAUUAAACCUCUUGUUGGAGAGGUUCUUUCAAGGCUAAACUUUGUAAUAAGACACCCAAAUGCCCUCCAGCCUGAUAAUAUAAUGGCAUACGAUAAUGCGGUUUCUGGUUUAGGAAAAGUUUGCAUGGGUGGGGUGGAUUGGAGAUUGCAGUUAAGCUUCUAUCUAAGACUUCAUGCCAAGGACUUGAUGAAUUUAAGCUAG